Messenger RNA from Fibroporia radiculosa, 564 nucleotides. RefSeq lists its product as uncharacterized. NCBI's taxonomy places the organism in Eukaryota, Fungi, Basidiomycota, Agaricomycetes, Polyporales, Fibroporiaceae. The coding region runs from base 1 to 564 and encodes 187 amino acids. Gene Ontology annotation, cellular component: fungal-type vacuole membrane. The transcript is spliced from 7 exons. The record is from RefSeq and is a predicted model, not a curated record.
AUGGAGACCCCCCGCGAUUCCCUCUCCGCGACCGCUAGCAGACCGGAAAUCUCUUCUGAGGAAGGCAGCACCGCAGGAACCGUCUCCCCCUGGCUCGACGGCGCAAAGGUACAGCAUAGGUAUGGUUCCUGGCGUGCCUGGUCGACAGUCUUCGGCGCCUGGCUCAUCCAAUUCUGCACAGUCGGAUUCAUGUCCGCGUUCGGAGUCAUGCAGACGUACUACGUGCAGGGCUUCCUCUCAAACUCGUCCAAUUCCGCGAUCAGCUGGAUCGGGAGUGUGCAGCUUUUUCUCGACCUCGCACUCGCAGCGGUAGGCGGCGACCUGAUGGACAAGGGAUAUUUCAGACACGUUGUUGUCGGCGGGUCCGUCAUCUACAUAGUCUGCUUAUUUCUGCUGUCCCUCGUCCAACCGUACCACUAUUACCAGGUAUUCCUGGCGCAAGGACUCGGCAUGGGUUCGGGUAUAGGCCUCGUCUAUCUACCAACGUCCGUCAUCGUCCAAAACCAUUUCAAGCGCGACAAGGCCCUCGCGAUGGGUCUUAUUCCCCGGCGCGUGCAGCUCUGA